This is a messenger RNA of Rotaria sp. Silwood2, 534 nucleotides long. NCBI's taxonomy places the organism in Eukaryota, Metazoa, Rotifera, Eurotatoria, Philodinida, Philodinidae. The record is from the annotation of a GenBank genome assembly.
AUGAGAUUCUCAAAUCUUUUAUUGAAUAUGAAAAAUAUCCAACCGACUGUAAUACAAACAGAAAAUGAUUCUAUUCUAUCGGCAACAGCAUCGCGUCAUUAUGUUAAUAAUAAUAUAGAAAAACGAAUUAUUAGUGAAAAUGAUUCUAUACAAGCUGCAUUUGAACAUAUCGAAUCAAUUCGUCGUGGUUUCGGUGUCAAUUGUGGUCUGGAUUCGACUGGUCAAUCGAUUAUAAGUAAUCUUCAAGGAAUGAUUGAACGAAGUCUUGAAAAAUUAUCAAAUGAUCUCUAUUCGGAACAAGGUCAUUUCGUACUUGAACUUAUUCAAAAUGCUGAUGAUAAUCAAUAUUUAGCGGAUCGUGUGCCCACACUACGUUUUGUUCUUUCUUCUGAACGUAUUCUCAUUUGUAAUAAUGAAAUUGGCUUUCGACCAAUGCAUAUUUCGGCUAUUUGCAAUGUUGGUGCAUCGACUAAAGGCAAACACAAACAAGGAUAUGCUGGACACAAAGGUAAAAUGAUUAGUUCUUGUCGAUAA